AAAAAUGUAGAUUUAUCAUUUUUCAUGUUUGCAUUUAAAUUAUAUCAGUUCGUGUAUAAUAUUCAUGAAACAUUAGACGGGAUAUUUUAGAAACCAAAAUGUUGUAUAGUUGGUAGGUCGAUAUAGAUAACUAUAGCCUACAGUACCUACUUACACUUACAAUCCACGCAGUCCACGGUCAAAUUAAUUUAAUCCUUUUAUGUGUGUCUAUGUAUUUCUAUGUGUGAUCAUUCAUCUUCAAUUUAUUAUUGUGACUAUUGAAUUAUUGAUAAAAUGAUCAACUGUUCGUUAUUUAAAUUAACGAAUCUCAAACGAUUAUGUGAUAUUAAUAAUAGACAUCAAAUAUUUUCGAGAAAUAAUCACUGGUCAAAGUGUAGUUAUUUAUAUGGAGCUUCGAGUGAUCCACUCAAACCUUAUACAAUUGGAGGGGUUUUCAAUGACGCCGUACAACAGACUCCAGAUCGAGAGUGCCUGGUUAGCCGACACGAGAAUAAACGACUCACGUUCGCCGCCAUGGAUUUUGAGGUGGAUAAGCUAUGCAAGAGCUUUAACGCCAUUGGCCUCAAACACGGGGAUCGUGUUGGAAUAUGGAUGCCUAAUUGCGUGUUAUACUAUACGGCGAUUAUCGCAACAGCUCGUCUGGGACUUAUUUUGGUAAACAUUAAUCCAGCGUAUCAAUGUGACGAACUGAAAUACACUUUAAACUUAGCUGAAGUGAAGUGUCUUUUAACCUUAGAAAAGUUUAAGACUCAAAAUUAUCCUGAAAUAUUAGAGAAGGUUGAUUCGGACAUUUGGAAGCGACCGUCUAAUACGCCGAUCAAGUCGAAAAUUAUACCUACACUGGAAUCAGUUAUUUUUGAUUCAGAAAACUGUAUAAAUGGUGCUUAUAAUUUACAAACGUUCUAUGACCUGGGUUUCAAUUCUAAUUAUAAUAUUCCUAAUAUUCAACCAGACGAAGGAUGCAUAAUUCAGUUUACUUCAGGUACCACUGGUAAACCAAAAGCAGCAUUAUUAAACCACUUUGGUCUAACGAACAAUGCCUAUUUUAUGAUGAAGCGCUUAGGAAUUAACGAUGACAUCAAUGAAGGAAAAUUACAUAAAUUCUGUUGUUCAAUGCCUUUAUUUCAUGCUGCGGGAUUAUGUGUUUGCACUCUUGGAGCUUUGGUUACCAAAUCUACAGUUUUUUUACCAUCAGGCCAUUUUGAUCGGAAAGCAUCUGUCGAUGUAAUUAUCAAAGAAAAAUGUACGGUUUUAUUUGGUACACCAACGAUACACAUUGACAUAAUGUCCGUUUUCGAAGAUCUUCCACUAGAGCAACAAGACAACGACAUUAAAAUAGCAAUAACUGGUGGCGCCACUUGUUCUCCGAAUUUGAUGACCAAGUUUAAGAAUAUGUUUCCACGAGCUAAAAUAUUGUCUUUGUUCGGGAUGACAGAAACCAGUCCCUGUACGUUUCUAAACUUCUUGAAUGACUCAGAUGAACGGAUAAUGUCGACGAUGGGUUUCAUACUAGAUCACGUGGAGGCGAAAGUGGUGGAUACCAAUGGCGAUAUGGUACCGUUCGGGACUUCCGGAGAAUUGUUGAUUCGUGGAUAUCUAAUAAUGAGUGGUUAUUUUAACGAUGAAGAAAAGACAAAAGAAACGAUUGAUUCUAGCGGGUGGCUACACACAGGAGACCAAUUCGUUUUGUUCGAAGACGGAUAUGGAAAUCACGUUGGCAGAUUAAAAGAAAUGAUUAUUCGCGGUGGUGAAAACUUAUUCCCUAAAGAGAUAGAAUACUUUUUGGAGUCUCAUCCAUUGAUUUCACAAGUUCAAGUAUACGGUGUACCCGAUCAGCGGAUGGGCGAAGAAGUGUGUGCCAGCGUCAUCCUCAAAAAAGGAGCUACGCUCACCGAAGCAGAUAUAAAAGCGUACAGCAAAGGAAAGAUCGCCCAUUUUAAAAUCCCCAAAUACAUAUUUAUCGAAAAGGACGGGUUCCCAAUGACGGCAUCGGGCAAAGUGCAGAAGCACAAGUUAAGAGAAAUCGCGAUGCAACGGAUUUCGAGCUCAGCCUAAUUUAAUUAUGAUACAGUAUAUAAGUCGUUUUUAAUCAGUUCUGUAUAAUUUCUUUAUCGAAUCAAUCGCCGUAUAUGUUACCAAGGCGAUGGAUUUCUUUUGAAAAUAUAUCUACUGAGCUGUUUAAACAUUAUCACCAUACAUUUUGCAACUAAUUAUAAUAUGUAAACAGGAAGUUAUGUCGUCAUGUUUACAAAGUUCAUUAUGUAAAUUAGCUAAAUAAUCGCAUUUUAAUUACAAAUUGCUUUAUUUUAUUGGAUUAAUUAUUACGUGCUACUGUUGUAUUACGAUCUUUGACUAUUAAUAUAAAUUAAGUAUUAAUAUUAAUAUGUUUUUAUUACUACACAACUGUGCUUGUUAAAU
Melanaphis sacchari is the source of this 2418-nucleotide messenger RNA. Its product is annotated as acyl-CoA synthetase family member 2, mitochondrial-like. Bases 274 to 2055 code for a protein of 593 amino acids. Gene Ontology annotation, biological process: fatty acid metabolic process. NCBI's taxonomy places the organism in Eukaryota, Metazoa, Arthropoda, Insecta, Hemiptera, Aphididae. The record is from RefSeq and is a predicted model, not a curated record. Gene Ontology annotation, molecular function: medium-chain fatty acid-CoA ligase activity. The transcript has 15 exons.